AUGAACCCUGCUGGCAGUGUCUUCCUGCUGUUCCUUGUGCUGGGUGAGACUCAGAUAGCCUGGGAAGGGUCUUGGCGACGCUCUUCUUCCAAAAAGAAAGAUCUACAGUCAGUGUGUGGACGUCCUAAAUAUUCAGGCCGUAUUGUGGGUGGCCAAGAUGCCGUUGAGGGGCACUGGCCUUGGCACGUCAGCCUGUACUUCGGCCAGACAUACAUCUGUGGAGGUUCCCUCAUCAGCGACAGGUGGAUACUGACAGCAGCACACUGCCUAAAAAGGACCUGGAUGCCUUUCUUACAUUAUACUGUGUGGUUGGGAACGAUGAAAAUAGACUAUUUAAAUAGUGGUGUGAAACAUUAUGUGCUUAGAACAAUUUUCCAUCCCCAAUCCCAAAAUACAACUGCAGACAUUGCCUUAUUGAAACUGAUCCCUAGAGUCACCUUCACUUCUUUUAUCCUGCCCAUCUGCCUGCCCAAUGUCACAAAGCAGAUGACAAUUCCUGGCUCUUGCUGGGUGACUGGAUGGGGACAAGUUCAUGAAACUGAAGGUACUGAUUACGCUUCCACCCUCCAGGAAGCAGAAAUACUCGUCAUUGACCGCCAAACUUGUGAAUAUCUCUACAACCCACUCAUCGCAGUAGCACCAGAAUUAGAGACAAUCAUCAAGGAAGACAUGAUUUGUGCUGGUGAAAAUCAUAAAAGGGAUAGCUGCAAGGGUGAUUCUGGAGGGCCUCUGUCAUGUCAUAUUGAUGGUGUAUGGACCCAGAUAGGGCUGAAAAAUCACUUUGGUGGUUGUGCAGAGAAUGAAUUACAGAGAAACAAUUCAGAAGUUAGAAAGGCUAGUUAUAAGACUGUUGCAAAUGGUGAUAGAAGCCCACACCAGGUAGCAAUGAGAAUGGAGAGAAGAGAUUCAAGAGCCACAAAGGAGGUAGAUCCAACAGAAUACGGCAACUGA
Messenger RNA from Pipistrellus kuhlii (Kuhl's pipistrelle), 951 nucleotides. It is a transcript of the gene PRSS48, whose product is annotated as serine protease 48. Bases 1 to 951 code for a protein of 316 amino acids. Gene Ontology annotation, molecular function: serine-type endopeptidase activity. The record is from RefSeq and is a predicted model, not a curated record. The transcript has 7 exons. Lineage: Eukaryota; Metazoa; Chordata; Mammalia; Chiroptera; Vespertilionidae. Gene Ontology annotation, biological process: proteolysis.